This is a messenger RNA of Haliotis rubra (blacklip abalone), 7713 nucleotides long. RefSeq lists its product as uncharacterized. Gene Ontology annotation, molecular function: guanyl-nucleotide exchange factor activity. The record is from RefSeq and is a predicted model, not a curated record. Bases 57 to 1166 code for a protein of 369 amino acids. The transcript has a single exon. Lineage: Eukaryota; Metazoa; Mollusca; Gastropoda; Lepetellida; Haliotidae. Gene Ontology annotation, biological process: actin cytoskeleton organization; positive regulation of stress fiber assembly.
GUUGCUCCCCGCUACUAUAACGUGUGUUUGUUUCUCCAGAGAGGAAGAGCAAGGUGAUGACUGACGACCAGCCGGACGGAUACAGCAGCUGUUUCAUCACCAGUUUGUCAGCCAGCAAGGGACUGCUUUGGAUUGGGACCAAUCACGGCUUUGUUCUCACCCUACCUCUACCUCGCUUGAAGGAUGGUGUCCCACUGGCCAGUGGGCGGCCCAAAAUAUCACACCAUUCUCAUCGGGGACCAGUCAAGUUUCUGAUUCCAAUUUACUACUCUAGCAGUGUCGCUGAACUGAACCGUAGCAGCUCCUUGUGGUCAUCACUUCGGCCAAAGCGCCCCAGUCUCAAUGAUAAGUUAACCUUGAAUAAAAACAAAAGUGAAGAGAUUACCUCCCCUGUUAGUGACAGUGGAAUAGAUGGAGUUAUGUCCCCUGAUGGAAAGUCCCAUACUGAGGCUUGGCAGGCAGAAAUUGAUGAGCUCUCAGUGACUGGUGGAAAUAACACAGUAGUUGGUCAGACCGACACAGAAUCAAAUCCUGUCCUUCAACCAAUCGCUGAAGUGGAUUCAUCUAGUACUACUGAUCAGUCAAAGAGUGCCAAGACAGCUCAGAGUGCUAAGCGGAGGAAAAGUGAUAAAGACAGUGAAAGUUUCAAGAGGGAGAAACCAAGACUGAAAUCAAAAACACUCUCAUUCAGGAGUGAACUCGCAAACAAGAUUGCAAAACGAAACUUUGAAAGUUCUGACUCUGAGUUAGCGGAGGAAGAAGAAGAUGAGGUCCGCAUGUUGUACGAGAAUUUGAUGGAGACUGACGAUGACAUUGAUAAAGAGAGUGAGGAUGAUAGUUUCCAAGAUGCGACCUCCUCGUUUGAAGAGCUUCCUAGUGACUUAGGAUCACCAGAAAAUGCUUUGUCAGCACGGAAGGAUGGUCAGACUGUUAAAUGGGGGUCUGGGGUGAGGCUGAGAGCAACGAGUAGGUCUGUGCGCAGUCGGCACGGGACACUGCAUCGUGGGGGAUCUGCCCAGACACACAGGACGGCGACAAUGAGGAAGAGUCCAUGCAAUGCUGUGAUCGUUGUGGCAGGCGGGGAUGGAUACGUCGACUGGAACAAAAAGACCAAACAGAGGACAUCCGAGGAUGCAAGUCUGUUGUUAUGGAUUUACAAGUUAUAGCUCUACUUGUUCCAUUGUCAUGAAAUGGCACAUUGAAUGGAUCACGGAUAGCAGAUAAACAUUAUUUUUGAAAAUUUGCUGAUGUGCUGACAUUGUAAACUGAACAAUCGCGUCAAAUAUGUGUAAUGAAUUUCCAUUUAAAACUAUUCUAUCAUCAGACAUAAGUGAGAACAUAUCAGUCUCUGUUGUUGUUGAUUUCUGUCAUUGCUUUGUAAAAUGUUCUGGAUUUAGUGUGAAUUCUGUGAAUUCUCAAAGCAUUUUCAUAUGAAAUGUGAUGAAAUAUUUUGUCGCCACAACAUCCAGAACAGACUAAUGAAAACAAAUCAGUGAUUGUUGUUAUUUACUAUUUACAUUGUACAGAAAAGUCUUUCACAUUUAUACAUGUUACCAUGGUUACCAGUGCUGUUGUUAUGCUUUGUUACCAAGGUUACCAGUGCUGUUGUUAUGCUUGUAAAUCAUUCUAUACUGGCAAUGUGUGUGAUGAGAAAUGAUUACCUAUUCUGGUUAAGAGUUAUAUGUUAGAUUAUUCUUGUUAAUAUUAUUUGAAGAAUUUACUUUCAAAUGUAAUUUUGAAUACACUGUAUAUCUCUCAGUAGUGUUGAAAAGAUGUGAUAAAUGUUGGUGAUUACAUGUAAAAAUAGUUCAGUUUAUUCUCAUGAAUUUUAUUUAAGACAUCCAGUUUUCUAUUUUCCUUCUAUGUUUGGAUGACGUGUGUGAAGAAAGUACCACAGGUUCGGUGUUAUUAUUGACUCACCGAUUGACUGAGUUUGGUUUUACGCCGCGUUUAGCAAUAUUCCUGCUAUAUCAUGGUGUGGGACACCAGAAAUGGGCUUCACACAUUGUACCCAUGUUUAGAAUCAAACCUGGGUCUUCAGCAUGACAAGCUGAGGCUUUAACCGUUAGGCUACCCCACCGCCCGGGGUAGAUAACACUGGCCGUGAGUGCAAGGUUGUGUGUACACAUAUGGUAGCAACUGGUUUCAUGUCAGUAGUUUGACCAUAUCACAGCAACAGCGAUGUUUGCUUGCUGUUGUAUACCACAGCAAUGUUCCAGGUGUAUCGCAGCAGCUUUUGAAUAAUUGAGGAAUCGGUGACUGACAGGCUGCAGCAAUGCUGUGGAGUCAUCACGUCACAAACCCAGUCCCAACACCAAGCCUUAACACUCAGUCUAUCUUCGUCACCAGUUACGAAAAGUUGUAACCAAUGCCAACCUUUGUCCCUCAUGUGUUAAGGUGGGUACAAUGUGUGGAGCCCAUUUCUGGUUUCCCCUGCCGUGAUAUUGCUGGAAUGUUGCGGAAAGCAGCGUAAAACUAAACUCACUCACUCAUUCACUCAUGUGUUAAGGUUGGUUGGGUAGGGUAGUGGGUACAGUGUUAGAUACUCACACUAAAAACUGGUUUGAUUUCCAUUAGUUUCAACGUAAGGAGCUUGUCAUCCUCGGGCAAUAUUGCUAAAAGUGGCGGAAAAAAAACAUGUUCACUCUCGUACUAUUGCUUGCUUAAACAAUGAAGUGUAACUUAAUUGUGCAUCAAAUUCUUGAAUAGUUGCACAUAUUUCUUUCACAAUUUGCUUUGUGAAUUGAUCUGGAUAAUUUCAUGUAGUCCUGGUCAAAUGAUCAUGAUCCCGGUAAUGUUGUACUAAUUAUCCAAUAAUGGUGCUUGUUGUAUAGUCUUGUAUAGGACGUUUGUACAUAUCAUGUUUCUAAUUUAUUGUAGAUUAUGAUUUUAUGUGUUUAUACUAAAUAUAUAAAUAUUCUAUUAUAUUAUGAAUAUACAUAUACAUAAUUCUUUGUACCACAUAUUUGUUAUCACACUUUCAUUAGGGGGACCGUGUAGCGAGUGUACUCUGGGGAUCAAUGGCUACUUAAAUGUUGACUUUUUCAGCAAUUUUUGGUGACUUUCAGCAACUUUCAGUGACGUUCAGCAACUAUAAGUGAAUUUGUGACACUGCUCUUUCAGGCUGACCAACUUGAAACGACAGUCUGUUAUUAACAAAUAUGCAAUCAUAUCAUUCAUUUAUAUUUGCUUUUGUCAGUACAGAUUUGCUCUUUAAGAAAGAGUUUACCAGACAGCUGACUGAAUGUAUUAGAUGAAUCAGCUUGUAGUAAUGUUUACCUUGAUAUGCUGUUACCAUGGUUACAUGCAAAUUUAGCCGAAAAUUAGUUUGUUUCACAUUAGUAAAAACUUAAAGAAAUUAGAGAGCUUUCCAUUUUGACAUGUUAACUAUAAAAUGAUUCUAGUUUAUACUUAGAGCAACUGACCUGUGUGUUUACAGCAACUGUGGCAUUGCAGUGUGUUUAAGAUGUUAUGGAUAUCUAAAAAAUACUAAGUUUUAAAUGAAUUUUCAUUGUUUUGCAGAUUUUUUACAAAUGUAUGUGAACAUGAAAGAUGGUUGAUAGGGAUUUAGUAGAAAAAAAUAAUUAAAGUGUUGAAUAAAUUGUCCUUGAAUUUAAACCUUAUUUUAAAAAAGCUUGUUUGUAUUUGUUUAUUGUCUUAAUACCACUACUAACACUGUAAAAAUAUGUAAUUUCCAUUGACGACUUUAAACUGAUUAUAUUGUCUAGUGGAUGUGCUUAGAUGAAGGGGAGCCAUGGAUGGACCAAUCAUAUGUAGUGCCAUGAUUUGUUGUACAGAGUUGCACCCCUUGGGCCAGCAGGAGCCUGUGAUUGUGGGGUCCAAACCUGGUUUACCCAGAUUCUGUUAUUAGAUUUGUAGAUAUUCAUGUAGUAACUGAGACCUGCAUCAGUUGACUUUCCUCCAACGUUCAGCUGAGAAGUUGUGAUAUGUCUGGAAAACUGUUGAAACAGCGUCAAACCCAGCUCACUGAAACUUUCAGUAAGGUUUAUCGGUGCAACAAUCCCUCUGAUUGACUGGUAGUUAAAGCAGGUCGUGCUUUAUUUGCUUCAACCUGUUUGUUAUGUUUCCAUUUUCUGUCAGUUUUAUUCAGUUCCAUUUGUAGCAAAGUUAAAGCAUUGAGAACUGGUUCAGAAUCAUAGUCUGCAAAUGCUUCUAGUCAGUCAGGAAUGGCAACAUAUUGUUAAUUAUCCUCAGCACAAUGCUGUAAUCAUGAGCUAGCAAACAGAAGUGAAAAUUCGCAGGUGUGCUUUGUUAAGAAAUUAAAAUGCUGCAUAAAAUAAUUAAAACAGUAUCUGUAUAAGAUUUCAAAUGGUGAAUCUACACCCAGGUGUUUGGAAAGAAGAAAAUUUCAGUCAGUAGAGGAAAUGGGUGUUAUGUUCCUGUCCUAGCUUGUCAGAGGUUAUUAGUUGUAGAGAAGGUACAUUUAAUGAAUGUGUAAAAUAUCUUAUAUCCUUUCAGUCAGUGUAUUCUGAUUGACUUAGUUAUUUUCACGUUAGCAUAUGGCAAGAUUUGUAUGCAAUCGGUGAUGUUUUGUGUAUUCUGAUUUUGCUUACGAGCUUAGGUUUGUACAUCAGAUCAGUGCAAUAUCCUAGAUACAUUCCAGCAUGUUACUAUGACAACCAAAUGUUUAUUUUCAAAAAUGCAGACACUAAUAUUUUCAUUUGACACUUGGAUCUAUAUGGGAUCUGUUUAGGAUCUAUCUGGGUCUGUUUAGGAUCUAUCUGGGUCUAUGUAGGGUCUGUCCUAGAGGCCCAUGUUUCAACCUAGUUCUACAUCAGUACAAAUCCAAUGCUAGUGAUGUUUAGUGAAGUAACACAUUGCACAGAAAAUAGGACCAAUCAAAGGACCAAUAUAGAAAAACUUUAUUGAUAUAUUUUGUAUCAGUGUAAUUUUUCCUCAGAAUUUGCUAAAAAGGUUGGAUAGAAUAAAAAAAUAUUCUCCUUUUGGCUUGCUGAGUGCUGGAACCAACUGUUUAACUCUGAAAUAACACUUGUACACAUGAUAGGUAGGUAGUUAGUUCUCUCAACACCUUUGUUUCAAAAUGCAGUUUACUGAAUACACUCUACAUGAAAUGAUGAGUCUAAACUAGAUAGCUGUAUUUGACACUUAACGUCUUCAAAAGCAAUAGAUAAGUCAACAGCCUUGCAAUUUGCCGUAUAGAGUUAGGUCCCUUAGUGUGCCAGUAUCUGCUUAUUGUGUGUUUGAAUCUAAGAUUUGCUGAUUGUAAUCAUUGGUAUGCUUGCCAGUUUCACUAACCAGGUCUACACUUUCUCACACUUACUUUGACAUGCUGCUAUAUAAUGAUAAAUAAUAAAUUAUAAAAAAUAUAAUAAUAUUUCAGGAAGUGUUUAACCCAGCUCAUAAGUUUCCACAUGUUAUCAGUUCCAAGACUGUAUUUCAGUGAGAGAAAUGAGUAUUGCAAUAUGUGUUUUAUAACUGUAAUAGUAUGUCUUCAAGAACUGAACCCAACUCACUCACUCACUCACUCACUCACUCACUCAAUCACUCACUCACUCACCAGUUUCCACAUGUUAUCAGUUUCAAGACUAUGUCAGUGAGAGAAAUGAUUAUUGCAAUAUGUUGUUAUAUAACUAAUAAUAUCUCAUCAAGAACUGAACCCAACUCACUCACUCACUCACCAGUUUCCACGCUAUCAGUUUCAAGACUAUGUCAGUGAGAGAAAUGCGAUAUGUUGUUAUAUGACUAAUAAUAUCUCAUCAAGAACUGAACCCAACUCACUCACUCACCAGUUUCCACAUGUUAUCAGUUUCAAGACUAUGACAGUGAGAGAAAUGAUUAUUGCAAUAUGUGUUUUAUAACUGAAAUAAUAUAUCAUCAAGAACUGAACCCAACUCACUCACUCACUCACUCACCAGUUUCUGCAUUUGUCAUCCCUUUAGAGACUAUAUAUGAAUGAGAUUAAUCAUUGUCUGCAAUUUGCUGUUCUGCGACUGUAGUAAUGUAUUGAGAAGUGUUUAACUCAACUCGCUCUCUGUUUUGGAGUAUAUCAUCAAUAUUAAGACUAUUAUAAUCAUCAUUUUUAAGCCUAUAUAUCAUUGAGUUAACUACCCUACUGGAAUGUGAAUGAUUUGUUGUGGUAGAGCAUGCUGCCGUUUAUACUGACAUCCAGACGAUGGCUGUGUGUGUACAUUAUCAGUAACUGAGUGUAUUCAUGGAAACUUUCAGAGAUGGGUUCACUGAAAAGUUCUUCCGUUUUGUCCUAAAUCAGAAUUUUGUAUAGCUUGGAAUACAUUUGUUAUUUUUGUUAAAUUUAAACAAUUGUGGUAUACAAUGUACUCCUGUGGGGAUUCCAGGUGAGGACAAGCGCCCAGACACCAAUGUUGGUUGUAUGAAGUGGCCCAAUAGGCCUACACUGGAUGGAUGGUAGGGAGUUAAGUGACUUGUGUUAUUAUGUCCCAGUAGAACUGUUCCCUGUAUCAAUCACUGCAUUGUCUGGUUCAGACUCUGGGCUUUAAAGGCUGGUAUAAUAUCACUGAAGUACCGAUAAGAUUGGCUUAUGCAAUAGACUGUUGUUGGUUCGAAAUAUUCAUUGAACAGUAUUUUUCCCCCUUGUAUUUCCUGAACAAAUUAAUUUUUGCCUGAAAAUCCAAGCUCAUCUCCAAAGUAAAUGAAAGAAUUAUGCCUCAGAUGCUUGACCUCAAAUAGGUAUAAAUAUUUACUCUUGGCCCUGAAUAAAAAAUCAUGUUUUCAAAUUAUUUGUUUAACCCUCAGAAUGCUAUAAUCCCUGUUAAUCAUGUGACAAUAAUGAUUCAUUUGCUUGUUGUACAUAUGGUAUAUAUGGUACAUAUGGUGAUAUACCCGUAUCGCCCCUUGUAUAGUAACCAGGACCCCGUUUCACGUAGCUCUCUUAGCGCUACGACUAUCGUAAGUCAGUGUUACAGUGUAGGAGGUAUUAAUGCCACGAGGAACGUUACGAGAUCAUCACGAGAUCUUACAAGCUUUGUGAAAUGGGGCCCAGGCAGGAGAAACGUGUUUUACUUCCAUUUUUGAUCUGUGGAAACUGAAUUAAGUGCUGUGAUAUUGAAGCAGUUUCAGGAUCCUGUUGUAACAGAAGGAAAGGUGUUUCUAGAACAGUACUCAACCCUUCUGAUAAAUGCUGUUAAAUUGAGAUCCACCCACUAUAUAUGUGAAUGUUAAAAAAAAAAAAUAAUAAUAUAUAUGUGAAUGUUAUGUUCAUAUGCACAGUAUGUUUUUUCUAAUAUCUUUUGUUUUUCUCUCCAGUUUUUGUGUUUGUGAUGCAACUUGAAGUGUCACUCAGAGCUCCAUCUUUAUUAGAAUUAACAAAUAUGCUUUUCAAUGGCAGUAGGUGCCAAAAAAUGUUGAAAGUAAUAAUACCAGCAUUAUAUAGUAUAUAGUCUAAUAUUCUUUUCAAAUAAACAGAUUUUAAUUGAACAUUUGCAAAUUUGCGAUUGGCUUGAUACUUUAUACACUUUCAUUGGAAUAUGGAAGCAUGUCAUAUCAAGUUGUAACUGUGUUGAAGGUCCUUACUGCUUCCAGAAAAUAUAUAAUUUUAACUCUCUAAUUGUAUCACAACUACAUAAUCAUUCCAUUUCACGCAAUAUUUUCAUUUGCUUGGUGAAUUGUGUAGGAAGCCUCGGCUGUUAUUCUCAUGAUUCAGGACACAUAUUUUUUUGUAAAGAAUGUAAUGGAAUAAAUAUGUUGUUUACUGAA